AUGGCUUCUGGUGAAUGCUCAGAAAAAAACAUGCAGUACCGUGUGGAUCAUUUAUUGAGUGCUGUGGAAAACGAGCUUCAGGCUGGAAGUGAGAAGGGAGAUCCGACAGAAAGAGAACUUAAAGUCAGUUUGGAUGAAAAUGAACUUUGGCAGAAGUUCAAAGAAUUGACGAAUGAAAUGAUAGUGACCAAGAAUGGAAGGCGCAUGUUUCCAGUACUGAAGGUGAACGUGUCAGGUCUGGAUCCAAACGCAAUGUACUCAUUCCUGCUGGAUUUUGUGGCAGCAGACAAUCACAGGUGGAAGUACGUGAAUGGUGAAUGGGUCCCGGGUGGCAAACCCGAGCCACAAGCACCGAGCUGCGUCUACAUCCAUCCAGACUCGCCAAACUUCGGUGCGCAUUGGAUGAAAGCUUCAGUCUCGUUUAGCAAAGUGAAACUCACCAAUAAACUGAACGGAGGGGGGCAAAUUAUGCUGAAUUCACUACACAAGUAUGAGCCGCGUAUCCAUAUAGUGCGUGUCGGUGGGCCGCAGAGAAUGAUCACCACGCACUCAUUCCCUGAGACGCAGUUCAUAGCAGUUACUGCCUAUCAGAAUGAAGAGGUUACUGCACUUAAAAUUAAAUAUAAUCCAUUUGCCAAGGCUUUCCUGGAUACCAAAGAAAGAAGUGAUCAUAAGGACAUAAUAGAAGAUAUCAGUGAAAGUCAACAGUCUGGAUACUCUCAAUUAAGUAGCUGGUUUUUGCCAACGACAGGGUCUCUGUGCCCGUCUGCAAACCCUCACACACAGUUUGGCAAUCCUUUGUCUCUAUCCUCAUCACAUGGCUGUGAACGUUACUCCGCUCUGAGAAGCCAUCGGUCUACCCCGUACCCCAGCCCGUAUGCCCACCGGACAGUUUCUCCAACAGGUUACUCAGAUAACUCCAGCUGUUUGUCAAUGUUACCAUCUCAUGAUAACUGGUCCAGUCUGCAGAUGUCUUCUCACUCCAGUGUGCUUCCGAUGGGCCACAGCUCUCCACCAAACUCAAACUCCAGUCAGUACACCAGCCUGUGGUCUGUGGGAAACACACCGUUGACUCCGGUGUCUAAUGCCGGAGGUAUGACAAGCAGUCUGAGCUCUCAGUUCCUCCGCGGCUCCACCGGUCAUUACGGCAAUCUGACUCACCCGGUCACAGCGCCCUCUUCUGGAUCUAGUCUGUAUGACUCCACUGCUGUGCCUGACGUGCAUGACACCUCUCCAUACGACACUUCUGCCCAUGUGCGCAUUCCUACAGCCUGGACCCCAGUCACGCCACCCUCCUUAUAG
This is a messenger RNA of Triplophysa dalaica, 1302 nucleotides long. RefSeq names its product T-box transcription factor Tb (gene tbxtb). Lineage: Eukaryota; Metazoa; Chordata; Actinopteri; Cypriniformes; Nemacheilidae. Gene Ontology annotation, biological process: heart morphogenesis; somitogenesis; mesoderm formation. The coding region runs from base 1 to 1302 and encodes 433 amino acids. Gene Ontology annotation, molecular function: RNA polymerase II cis-regulatory region sequence-specific DNA binding; DNA-binding transcription factor activity, RNA polymerase II-specific. The transcript is spliced from 8 exons. The record is from RefSeq and is a predicted model, not a curated record. Gene Ontology annotation, cellular component: nucleus.